UCCAGAGCUACACGCUACUGUCUGCUCUCAGUAACUUGCACGAUUCUCCUGCAGCCCAAGAAAGUUCCUUCAGCAAGAUUUCAGGGCAGCUGCAGGAAUUUUACAAAGCAGCGAUCCCUGAGACUGACAGGACGGGAGGUUGCUCUUCUUCUGCACUAGGAUUGUGCCAGGCUCAGCCAAAAAGAAAGAGCUGAGCAAGCAAGAAGAGGCAGGGGAGAAGCACAUUGGCACCGAUUCCUUCAGAGCUGAAGAUAAAAGUUCUCUGCACUGGAGGACUCCUUGGGUGUGCAGCUGAGGCACACUCAGGGUGCAGAACUGGAGUAAAGCGACCUGAGAAGUAUGGCAGCAGAGCUGACCAUUGCAGCCGAGUUACCAACCAGUCCACUUGCCAUGGAGUACGUCAAUGACUUUGAUUUGAUGAAGUUUGAUGUCAAGAAAGAACCACUGAACAACCGUGCAGAUCGAACAAUCCGUCAGUGCAAUCGUUUGCAGCCUACAGGCUCUGUGUCUUCCACCCCUAUGAGCACUCCUUGCAGUUCAGUGCCCUCCUCUCCAAGCUUCAGUCCAACGGAGCAGAAGACACACCUGGAGGAGCUCUACUGGAUGCCCAACAGUUACCAGCAGGUCAACCCAGAGGCUCUGAACCUCACCCCAGAAGACGCUGUAGAAGCUCUCAUAGGACCCCCUCAAAUACCUCCUCAGCUGCAAGGGUUUGAGAGCUUCAGAGGUCAUCACCACCCCCACCAUCAUCACAACCACCACCACCAGAAUCACCACCAGUACCAAGGCGUCCCCCACGAGGAACUGGCACAUCCCCACCAGCACCCACACCAUCAUCACCACCACCACCACCAUCUCCAAGCUUCUCCUACCCCAUCCAACUCUUCCACCUCUUCCCAGCAGCUCCAAAACAGCCACCCUCAGCACCAGUCAUCUAGCCAGAUAGAAGACAGAUUCUCUGAUGACCAGUUGGUCUCCAUGUCUGUCCGGGAGCUCAACAGGCAUCUGAGGGGCUUUACUAAGGAUGAUGUUAUUCGCCUAAAACAGAAGAGGAGAACCCUGAAAAACCGGGGGUACGCCCAGUCCUGCAGGUAUAAAAGGGUGCAACAGAAACACCACCUGGAGAGUGAAAAGACCCAGCUCAUCCAGCAAGUGGAGCAGCUGAAACAAGAGGUCAACCGUCUGGUCAGAGAAAGAGAUGCCUACAAGAUGAAGUGCGAGAAACUGACCAACACAAGCUUCAGGGAAGCCGGGUCUACAAGCGACAACCCAUCUUCUCCAGAGUUUUUUAUGUGAGUGUCAUCUCAACCCAGAACUGUGUAGCGGGAGGAGAAGGGGGGCUUCAUGAACUCUCUAACUGAAUACCAACUUUUUGUAGACUUAGUCUGGUGGGGGGUUGGGGGGGAUCAAGGGUGCACAAGAGAACUUGAGACUGUUCUGAUGGAUGUUUUGUUGGGGGGCACCAGCUUGAUUGGGUGGGGUAUGGGGAAAGGUGGGAAAGGACUUAUCUGAAAUGCCACAGGACUGUGUUGGACAAUAGCACUGCCACUUGGGAACAAGGACAAAAGUACUCAAAAACUUUACCUACAGAUAUUUUUCUUCAGCUUUGAGUGAUAGAACCUUAAGACAACUGAAUCUGAUCAGGUGGGACAUUCAGUGCACCCCUAACCCCCAUGGUUUUAUUGCCUGCUUGAUUAUCUAGAAAAUAUAAAAUAAAAAAAAACCUGCAUUAAAAUUAUUAUUCCUGCAUGCUGGACAUGUAUGGUAAUACUUUCUAUUUUGUAUCAUUACCUUGUUUAAUCUGAGCAUGCUUUCUCUGAGCAUCUGAGCAACUUUCAUUGCUUCUAUUGCUAUAUAGACUGUGUACUAUGUCUCCAUUCCCCCCCCCAAUCUUUUUAGUUGCUUUAACCUGUAAAUAUGAAGCAGUUUUCACCUACCUACAACAUUUCACCCUUUUAGUCUAGGUAUAUGUGAGGGCAUUUUCUUUCAUUGUGUGAAGAGAAGAAGUCUGGUUAUAAAGUGCCACAAUGGUGCAUUGGCCCUUUGGUUUAGUUGCUAUAUUGUUAAUAUUCUCUAUAAUUUUUUUUUUUUAGGAAUAGCUAGAUGAGAACUCAGUGUCCAGUUCAUAGUAUAUGUAGUUGUGACAGCUAAGCAACGAUAUAGAAAUAUGUUUUUUUUUAAAUAUUAUUAUUAUAUAUAUACAGAUGUAGCAGAGCUGGAUUUGUAUGGUGUCUACUUAGAGUCCUACAACAUAUCCAGAUAAAGUUUUACUAUCACAGUGAGUUGUCCUAGAUGUCCAAUUCAGCUCUGCAGCACCUGUAUACCUAUAUAUGUCACCUGCUGUGUCCUACAGUUCGGUUUCCCUAUGGAGGAAGGGGAGUCAUUAUUUUUUUUUUCUUCGUCUUCCAGGAAUAGACUAUGAACUCUAUUAUUCCCCCUUAACAUAAGACACUGGCAUGUGAGUUUCAUUUUGGCUGACACCAGCAUUGUGCAAAACUGUAAUAACCUAUUCUCUGAGGACAAAAGCAGGGGCUACAUUGUGACAGCUUAAAUGGCGACUUAUAUAGAUACUAAAUGCUUCCUAUCAACCCCUUAUGUUCUCCGGUUUAUUUGCUGCUACACAGGUAGCAAAUCAAUUGACUUCUUUCUUCUCUCCUUCCUGCUCAGUUUAUUUAUGAAUAUAUAUAUAUAUAUGUAGCAGCUCUUUGCAGCCGGUUGCUGUGCGGUUUCAUUUAUUUUCUGCAGGUCAGUAAAAAGUUAAGUGAUACCUUCGGGUCACAGCCAACCAAAUUUAAAAAAAAGUUUUAAAAAGUGACAUUUUUAUAUAUAUAUAUAUUUUUUCUUUUCUUUUGUUCCUUUCGAAUGUUCGCACUGCUGGCGCAGAUGCAUUUUACGAUUUUUUUGUUUUUUUUUGUUUUUGUUUCGUCUAUCUAUAAGUUAAUGUUAGGAAACUCUGUGGACAGCACGAUGCUUACGUUCUUACAAUAUUAAGGAUUUUCUGUCAAUGCAUCAGUCAUGGGGGAUGGGGGAGGGGGGCUAUUACUUUUAUUUCCUGAUUCAACUGUGUUGAAAUCAUGCCUCCAGCAAAUGUGCUGUGUUGUUUAUUUUAGUUUUUUUAAUGUCAUGUCAAUUUUGAAGGGAUACAUUUCAAACCCUGCUUCUGAUAAAAGAUAAACCUGGUCUAUUGUAGUUUUAUUCAGACUGGUUUCUGUUUUUUUUUUUUGUUUUUUGUUAUUGAAAUUGUUUCCUAUUUUGCUUAUUAAAAUCAUUGAAAUGGC
Bufo gargarizans (Asiatic toad) is the source of this 3278-nucleotide messenger RNA. RefSeq names its product MAF bZIP transcription factor B (gene MAFB). Gene Ontology annotation, cellular component: nucleus. The record is from RefSeq and is a predicted model, not a curated record. The transcript has a single exon. Gene Ontology annotation, biological process: regulation of transcription by RNA polymerase II; regulation of myeloid cell differentiation. The coding region runs from base 340 to 1296 and encodes 318 amino acids. Gene Ontology annotation, molecular function: RNA polymerase II cis-regulatory region sequence-specific DNA binding; DNA-binding transcription factor activity, RNA polymerase II-specific. NCBI's taxonomy places the organism in Eukaryota, Metazoa, Chordata, Amphibia, Anura, Bufonidae.